AUGGAGCGCCCGUCCAAAAGAGUACGCGUCUCGUCAGAUUCAACGAGAGAAACUCAGGGCCGACCGAGAAGAACCGAGACGCCCUUGAAUUCGCUGAACAGGUCCAUCUCUCCACCUCUGCGUUCCCAGCCAACCCAGGUAACAGACUCGGAUCUCGCAUGUCCAGAACUGGUCAAUGACAAGCCAGCGACUGGAGACCAGAGACUCGAUACCACACGCCGUGCUGGUUCUCCGCGUUACAUCCCUUCUCCAGUCCAACUCACUCACAUCGCGGAUUACCCAGCCUCAAAGGGGUACAAUGUCAACGCCGUGAAACUACGUGAUAUCCUCGGGGACCCCAUGAUCCGCGAAUGCUGGCAGUUCAAUUAUAUGUUCGAUGUGGAUUUCUUGAUGAACCAGUUUGAUGAAGAUGUCCGAAGACUGGUAACUGUGAAAGUGGUGCAUGGAUCGUGGAAAAAGGAGUCACCCAAUCGAAUCAUGAUCGAUGAAGCAUGCUCUCGCCAUCCCAAUGUUGAACCUAUCAUUGCUUACAUGCCGGAUCCCUUUGGGACUCAUCAUUCAAAGAUGAUGAUUCUCCUUCGCCAUGAUGAUCUAGCUCAAGUGAUCAUACAUACAGCCAAUAUGAUUCCGGGUGACUGGGCGAACAUGACACAAGCAGUAUGGCGAUCCCCAUUACUUCCUCUACAGAGGCAAGGAGAUCCAUCCUCGGCUCCGACGCAGACCGGCACUGGUACUGGUGCUCGCUUCAAGAGAGAUAUUCUCGCGUACUUGAAGGCGUAUGGCCCUAAGAAAACCGGUCCACUGGUGCAGCAGCUACAGAGCUAUGAUUUCAAAGCAGUUCGGGCAGCCCUCGUUGCAAGUAUACCAUCCAGGCAAAAGCCCAGCGAACUGGAUUCAGAACAAUCCACUCUUUGGGGCUGGCCGGCUCUGAAAGAUCUCAUGGGGCGAGUGCCCAUUCACAAACAGUCAACCGAUAAUAGUGAAAGUGGGAAACCUCAUAUUGUCACGCAGGUCUCCUCAGUGGCCACCCUUGGCCAAACAGACAAGUGGUUGAAAAAUGUAUUUUUCAAAGCACUUGCAUCGACAUCACCGAGCCCCGUCCCAAAAUACUCCAUUAUCUUCCCAACGCCUGACGAAAUCCGCCGCUCACUCAACGGCUACUCUUCCGGAGGUUCGAUCCACAUGAAAACGCAAAGCGCGCCACAGACCAAGCAACUACAGUAUAUGCGCCCUUAUCUCUGCCAUUGGGCUGGUGACAGUUCGUCCGACUCAGACACUUCCAAAGACAACCCCCUCAAACAAGACGCUGGGCGCGGUCGUGCUGCACCUCAUAUCAAGACUUAUAUUCGAUUCUCAAACGCGGAAACGAUGGAUAGCAUUGACUGGGCAAUGGUGACAUCUGCAAAUCUAUCUACACAAGCAUGGGGCGCAGCGACAAAUGCGUACGGCGAAGUGAGAAUCCAAAGUUUCGAGAUUGGCGUUGUUGUUUGGCCUGAGCUCUUUGCUGAUGAUUCGGAUUCUGUUGCCGGGGGUUUAACAUCAUCCACAUCGACUGGAAUGUCUGCUAGGAUGACACCGUGUUUCCAACGUGACCUGCCAACUGCGCCUACAGGGAAUCCCGGACAUCACAAUCUACAGACAGUGGUGGGAUUCCGUAUGCCCUACGACCUUCCGCUGACGCCAUAUCGCGCCUCUGAUGAACCAUGGUGUGCAACUGCGUCUCACAGUACGCCUGACUGGAGAGGCAUGACCUGGUAG
This is a messenger RNA of Penicillium cosmopolitanum, 1758 nucleotides long. Its product is annotated as tyrosyl-DNA phosphodiesterase 1. The transcript has 4 exons. Gene Ontology annotation, cellular component: nucleus. Bases 1 to 1758 code for a protein of 585 amino acids. Gene Ontology annotation, molecular function: double-stranded DNA binding; 3'-tyrosyl-DNA phosphodiesterase activity; single-stranded DNA binding. The record is from RefSeq and is a predicted model, not a curated record. Gene Ontology annotation, biological process: single strand break repair; double-strand break repair. Lineage: Eukaryota; Fungi; Ascomycota; Eurotiomycetes; Eurotiales; Aspergillaceae.